Molecule: messenger RNA, 1796 nt
Organism: Ceratotherium simum simum (southern white rhinoceros)
Lineage: Eukaryota; Metazoa; Chordata; Mammalia; Perissodactyla; Rhinocerotidae
Gene: ACP6
Product: acid phosphatase 6, lysophosphatidic
Biological process (GO): dephosphorylation; lysobisphosphatidic acid metabolic process
Cellular component (GO): mitochondrion
Molecular function (GO): lysophosphatidic acid phosphatase activity
Source: RefSeq, a predicted model, not a curated record
GUCCCUUGGGUGGGUGAGGAGGUGGGUGAGAGCUUGCUUGUAGAAAAGUGGAAUCCAGUUGUCUGCUUUAGUGGAGUCACUGCCGGCGAGGAAUUUAGGGCUGGUUUCUGUCCUUUCAAGAGUGCUAGAGGCCAAACUUGGAAUAUAAGUUUAAGGUUCCCUAGAGAGUGAAAGAUAAGCAGCUGAGCUCCCCCGGGCCAGUCUGCAGCAGGAGCGGCCAACUCCGACCCGGGUUAAAACUCCCAGGGAGUCUUCGCUGCUCCCACAUCCACUUCCUCCACGCUCCCGUUGGGGUUCCCCCUCAGGGCUAGAGUCGCAGCGGUCCCAGCUUGUUGGGGCACUGCUUGUGAGCGCCCGCCGGUUCCUGGAAACUUGGGCGUAGUCGCUGAGCCCCGGCGCCGGCGGAGAGCUUGUGUUCGCCUUCUGCAGCCUCACCCCGAGGGGCUUCCACCAUGAUCACUGGUGUCUUCAGCGUGCGCACGUGGGCUCCGGUGGGCGUCCUGACCUCGCUGGCGUACUGCCUCCACCAGCGGCGGGUGGCCCUGGCCGAGCCGCAGCGACGGAACCGCCAGCAUCCGGUCGACCGAAGCCUGCUGGAGUUGAAAAUGGUGCAGGUCGUGUUUCGGCAUGGGGCGCGGAGUCCUCUCAAGCCUCUCCCUCAGAAGGAGCAGGUAGAGUGGAACCCUCAGCUAUUAGAAGUCCCACCCCAAACUCAGUUUGAUUACACUGUCACCAGUCUUGCUGGUGGCCCGAAACCACAUUCUCCUUUCGACUCUGAAUACUGUAAGACCAUGCUGAAGGGGGGCAUGUUUGCUGGACAGCUGACUAAUGUGGGCAUGUGGCAGAUGUUUGCCCUGGGAGAGAGGCUGAGGAAGAAGUAUGUGGAGGACAUCCCUUUUCUUUCACCCACCUUCAACCCACAGGAGGUCUUCGUUCGUUCUACUAAUAUAUAUCGGAAUCUGGAGUCUACCCGGUGUUUGCUGGCUGGGCUUUUCCAACGUCAGAAAGAAGGACCCAUCAUCAUCCACACUGAUGAAGCAAGCUCUGAAGUCUUGUACCCCAACUACCAAAACUGCCAGAGCCUGCGGGAAAGGACCAGUGGCCGGAAGCAGUCUGCCUCUUUGCAGCCAGGAAUCUCAGAGGAUUUGAAAAAGGUGAAGGAGGGGAUGGGCAUUGCCAGUAGUGAUGGAGUGGACUUCCUCAUCCUCUUUGACAACAUGGCUGCUGAGCAGGUACACAGCCUCCCGAGCUGCCCCACGCUGAAGAGAUUUGCACGGAUGAUUGAACAGAGAGCUGUGGACUCAGCCUUGUACGUCCUGCAAAGGGAAGACAGGGAAAGUCUUCAGAUGGCAGUAGGCCCAUUCCUCCACGUCCUGGAGAACAACCUGCUGAAAGUCGUGGACCCUGCCACUCCAUCUGACAAGACCAGAAAGCUGUACCUCUAUGCGGCUCAUGAUGUGACCCUCAUGCCUCUCUUAAUGGUCCUGGGGAUUUUUGACCACAAAUGGCCCCCGUUUGCUGUAGAUCUGACCAUAGAACUCUACCAGCACCGGGAAUCCAAGGAGUGGUUUGUGCAGCUCUAUUACCAUGGGAAGGAGCAAGUGCCGAGAGGUUGCCCUGACCGGCUCUGUCCGCUGGACAAGUUCUUGAACACCGUGUCAGUUUACACCUUAAGCCCAGAAGAAUACCGCACACUCUGCUCUCAAGCACAGGAGUUGGAACUUGGAAAUGGAGAGUGACUGAUUUAUACAAGUAGGGUGUGUUGACUUUUAAAUAAAAUGCCUUUACACAAUGCC